CUAAGUAUGUUUGCGUACAAAUAAAAGCGCUAGACAAAAACCUGGUUUAGAUCUGCUAGCAUCUUCAAAUUAUUUCUGCUUGUUCUUGCUUUCUGCAUUCGGAAUUUGGCAAUUGUCGCUAUCUUUCUAAUCUAUGGACCAUAUUAAAGGCUCAACUAUUUUUCAAACGGCGCAAGAGAAAUUAAUUAAGAAAGAGAUGGUGGAGGUUUGCUGUCAUGCACCUCAACAGACUGUAGUCUACACCAUCUACACUUACAGACUUGAUCUGCUGGUGUUUGAUUAGAGAUGAGACGCUAGGCGAUUUUUCUACUUAUUAUAUAAGUAUUAGUAAACUUGGGCUAAUUGGUUAGCAAAGAAUGUAAGUUGUGUAUAUGGAGAUGCAUGUUCUAGCUCUCAACUAAUACUAGGUGUCAACGACUGUUUUAUCGGACUGUGUUCUCUAGAUUACAAUAAAGUGUGUUUAAAACUACAACACGGUCUAUAUCCAUGCACGUGAGUUGAGUGCCUCGUGUCAAACAGCCACACGACAGGUUUGGAUAGAUUUGGUUUGAAGUGGUCGAUAAGAGUUGGCAGACACUCAAGCAUAUGAGACACUCAUUAAACAAAGAAACACUCUAGCAAAGAGGUUCAUUCCAGUUGAGGUGUGGUAGGGUGGAAUAGAGAGAAAGAGAGAGAGACAGGUGUAAAUUGUAAUAUAAAGGUUCAAAGGAUAUGAUCAAUUACUGCCUAGAAUAGCUGUGUCUCUCAAUACCAAGUGUCCUAUUGACUAUAUUUAUGUUUACUGCAAUACAAGACCGUUUGUAUUUGGUUGAUUUGUAAUCUAUUUGUGUAAAUGUGAGUAAUACAAGUUUUAGCUAGUUAGGUGACUAAAACAUUUGCAGGGAUUAUCGUGCACAUUUCACAUUGCUUUUAAACGAUUCUCUUUUUCAUUGUUUUCUUUAGUGUGUCUCCAACACAAACCACAAACGUCUUGCUAGACUGGAAUGUAUUAAUUGGGUAAAUGAGAGAAACGUGUUCAUAUUACCAAUUUUACAUAUCACUGGUCUCUUUAACUGUUGAUGCUUUGUUGUGGAAAUGGUGGGAUUUUGUGGAAGUUGUUACCUUCCAGCCAUCUUACCAACAACAGAAUGCCAGUCUUGCUUGUACAUGUAGCAAAGGAGAAAAAGGAGAGAAAGGAAUAGCAGGAACGAUGGGCCAGGGGAGGGAUGGAGAUAAAGGAAUGAAGGGAGACAAAGGAGAGAAUGGAAUUGUAGGUCUUCAAGGAGCGAAAGGAGACAGGGGAGAGACAGGUGAAAGAGGAGAGAAGGGAAGGCGAGGAGAAUCUUUACGAGUUGCAGACAUAGAAGAAACUAUAACGACGUUGAUUGACAACAAGCUUGCAGCAUUGAAUUCAAGUCUCUGGAGAAAGACGGAACAGCUCAGUGAGGAAAUCCCUUCUCAAGGUCUAUCUGGAAUGGGAUCUGGAAUGAAACUGACAGAAGACUUUGAAAGACCUGCUGCACAUUUAGUAGGAAAUAGAAGUUCAGGCCAUUACAGUCCUGGUGUCAUCACUCAAUGGUAUACCAAGAAGCAUUUCUGUAGAGUCACCCUUUCUUCAAGGUGGAAUGAAGUAAAAAAGAGAUACAUCACCGUGCCUCAAAGCGGUCUCUACUAUGUUUAUGCACAACUGUACUAUGGUCACAGAGGUGUGAGCUACCGCAAUGCUGGAUACUCCAUACGGACUACUGGGAACAGACACAGAGAAGCUGAGGUUUUCUAUUACAGUCAACACAUCAAUGAUCACAACACUCACUACACAGGCCGCAUCUUUUCUCUCAACAAAGGUGAUCGCUUGUUGUUGCAUUUUGAUACCUAUUGCUACUACUAUUUUUCUACAUCAAGAUCAUUCUUUGGCGCGUUUAAACUUUGACUUUUGAUGUACUCGUAUAUUUAGCAAAUGCAAUGAAUGUGACAGUAAUGUCUGUUAGACAGCAAUUGGUUGAAAACGAGAGAGACAGUUAGAUGCAGCGCUGAAUACUAAAAUGAUUGUAAACUAUUGCGUUCGGGUCCGUCGCUGCUAGACUAGAACGUACUCAAAACUCUAUUCUAUACA
Molecule: messenger RNA, 2092 nt
Organism: Corticium candelabrum
Lineage: Eukaryota; Metazoa; Porifera; Homoscleromorpha; Homosclerophorida; Plakinidae
Product: lymphotoxin-alpha-like
Exons: 8
Coding region: 1001-1909 (302 amino acids)
Biological process (GO): immune response
Cellular component (GO): membrane
Molecular function (GO): tumor necrosis factor receptor binding
Source: RefSeq, a predicted model, not a curated record